AUGAGAGAACGAUCAGAUGCUAGCUAUCACCCUGCUACUUUCCAAGCUCCGAAUCUGAAAGAUCAAAAAUCAUUUACCUUUCCAGCAAACUAUACGGGUGAGCCAGCACCUCUUGUCAAAGAGACAGGAGUAAAGCAGAGACCUGUAGAUACAAAUAAGCGUAAGGAUAAUGCGAAGAAGAAGCAAGCUCCCAAAACAAGUAAUGCAGAUACUGGUGGCAGCUCUCGGGGCGAAGAUCGAAUUGAUCGUAUAGAUUUUGCACACAAUAAGAAAGCUUCUAAAACAAGUAACCCGCAUGUUCGAGGAAGCUCUCGAAAUGGUGGUCUCGGUGACCUAAACAAGCCAGCGAAAAAGGCUAGAAAGAAUACCGUCAAGAAGGGAGACGAUGCAGCGGGGAAGAGAAAUGGCUCUCGAUUUGGAGGUGUCUUUUCUAGUCUCAAGUCGACAAUGACGAGAGAUUGA
This is a messenger RNA of Botrytis byssoidea, 462 nucleotides long. RefSeq lists its product as uncharacterized. NCBI's taxonomy places the organism in Eukaryota, Fungi, Ascomycota, Leotiomycetes, Helotiales, Sclerotiniaceae. Bases 1 to 462 code for a protein of 153 amino acids. The transcript has a single exon. The record is from RefSeq and is a predicted model, not a curated record.